AUGUCCGAUAUUAACACAACUCUCCUCAACUCAAUUCAAAAGAUUGAGGUUGAUCUUGCUGAAAUCAAGCAAGCAUUGCGCGAGCUUCAAAGGCAAUUCAGCAAUCAAUUUGCACCAGCAGUCAGUGCGGAAGAUCUAACUACAAUGCAACAAAGCAUUAUUGAGCAGAGUUCUCUUGAGCGCAUUGCCGAGUCUGUGAAAAGAGCCCAGCUCACAGAGUACCCUGAUCAGCUUGGUAAGCGAGUAAUCAAUACUGGUGGCGAGUUCAAAGGAAAAAACGAAGCGCAAAAAUACAAUCUGUUGCUUCAGAUUCUUCACGAGCAGGACUGGAAGGCGCGCUGCAAAGAAGUUCCACAAGGGCAGCCUUUGCCCCCAUUAGUCCCUCUUUCAGACCAUGAUUUGACAGUAAAAAGACUGCAUCUCAAAACAUUAGGCUGUAUGGUAAAGCAUGAUAUCAUUGACAAAGACUAUCCUGCGGCCUCAAAAGAAUGGAAGAAUAUCCCAGAGAAAAACAGGGAAUACUACAUGAUGCAUUUGGAGAGGUUGGCAAAGAAUGGUGGAUUGCACAUCCACCAAUGUAAAAGAAUGUGGUGUGCAAGAAGCCUUCUUCGGGAAAGCUUCAAGAGCGACAACCAGACGCACAAGAGAAGAAUGGCAGAGAAGAACAAAACACAGCGAGACAUAAGUGAUUCUUCGCUUUCUUCUCCUGAUAUGUCAGAAACUGGUGAUGUUGAGUCGCCCAUAAUGGCAGAUGUGCUGUCUCCUCCACCCACAGCAAGUGUCGAGCCUGCUCACAAGAGAAGCCAAAGAUCAGUAAAUGCUUAUUUUACUGAACAAGUAAGCAUAUUAUAUAAAGAAAUUGACCAUUCUGUUAAAGCUGCAAAGGAAAAACAAGAGGUUGUGCUAGAAUUGAAAGCAAUAGAACAAAAGAAAGAAUUAAAAAAUGGCAGUUAUGUUACCAAAGUGUGCAUGACAGAUAAAAGAACUGCCAAGUGUCAUGCCCAGAAUGAUAAUGACAGGAAUAUGGAUAAAACCAUUAAUGAACAAAUAGUUUUGACAGCCGAAGUAAACACUGGUGAAGCUGAUAUGGACGUAGAUCAAAUUGAAGAACAUAUUGAAUAUGAUAAUUACUCCGAUGGUGCACCCUCACCAGAGCAGUAUGUCAAUACCCACUUACCUCUUUUGGUGGAAGAAUCUCUUUUUGAAACAGAGGAGUAUACCUCAGAGUAUGAGUCUGAAUAUGAGUCGUUGGAUGAAUUUGAGCAAGAAGAACAGAACAGAGAGCAAGAACAGGAGUCUACAGAAAACCUUCCAGAGAAUAUUUGGCAUCAAGUAAUUGCGGUUUUCACUGUGAUAUUUAUUUCUAGCUUCAUUGUAGAUGAAGGCGCAGUAAUUUUGAUUACAUUCAUAAAUACAAUCCUCGAACAUUAUGGAGAGGAUUUCCGACUUCCCACAAGCAUUCCGGGUUUGAGGAAAAUGACAGGAUACAAUGACUUGACAAAUGGCGUAUCAAAAUAUGUAGCAUGCAGUAAUUGUCACACAUUGUACGAUUAUAGCAACAACACACAUACAUCCUGCAAUUUCAAAAGAGUUGGUAGUAAGACGCAUUGUAAGAAUGAUCUCUACAAGUCUAGUAUGAAGAACGCCAUGAUUCCAAAGUGCACAUUUGUUUAUAACUCGUUGACAACUACCUUGAAAAAAAUGUUUACACGUCCUUCUUUUGAGAUGCGUGCAACCAUUAUCGAUCCCAUGCACAACCUUUUUCUCGGGACUGCAAAACGAAUGAUGGAUAUUUGGAUUGCAAACAAUUUGCUUGAUGACAAAGAUUUUGUAGAGAUGCAGGAAGAGGCUAAUAGAAUGACACGCCUGCGAGAUGAUCUGCUUGGCAAUUGGAUCCAUUUUGUCAAUGCAUGCAGAGAAUUGACGAAGCCAAGUAUCACCAAAAAUGGGAUCAAAAAAGCUCACGAAAGUUUGGAGAAGUUCUGUGUUGGUUGUGAAGACUUUUAUAAACCAGAUGUAUUCACGCAAAACAUGCAUCUCCAUCUCCAUCUAAAAGAAACGAUUGAGGACUUUGGGCCAAUUUACGGAUUUUGGCUAUUUAGCUUUGAGCGCUAUAAUGGUGUAUUGAAAGGGUUUGAGACAAACCAGAAGAGUGGGUUCGAGAAUACCUACAUGAAAAGGUUUCUUGAGAGUUCUUACAAUGGUGACUUUUGUCAAGCGCAUCUCAGAAAUGUUACCAGCCCUUUACUCCUCUCUCUCUUUCUCAAGCUGUCUGGUCGUAAAAUCUAUAAUCCUGCACUUUCGCCACAUCCUUUGAUACCGUCAUUCUUUCACUUGCCAACGUUCCUACAAUCCGCUGAAAAGCCUUCAAAGCAAACAUUUGGCAACGAACCUCUACCUCUUUCCGCUCUACCAUUGUGUUUGAAGCCACCAACAACAAUGAGAAAAUCUGAGUAUGAUUGUCUGCUCGAUUUCUAUAAAAUUGAGUAUGACAAUGAUUCUCUUUGCAGUGCCAAGACAACAAUCAGGAAUUGUUGGUUUGUGAAUGACCGAAUCCAGAAGAUUUUGUCCAUCAAUCUUCUUGGACAAGUUUACACAGGUGGAGAAGGCUUGGUCAUUAGAGGAUCGCAUAUACAAGCGAAAUUUAUUGAAAAAAGUGGAGACUCUGAGGAAAGAUAUGCUGGUCGUAUUAAGUACUUGUUCUUGCACGAUUUUACACCAAACCUCACGCACACCAACCUUUCCCCUUGUCACAACCCCCAACACGUAUUUGCCUUCGUUGAGUGGUACAAAAUUCCUCGCCAUCAACCUAGAAUCAAGCAGGGCAUCGAGUUGUAUGAGCCAGAAUUUCUGAAGUAUGACUACGACAACAUUCUGCCUGUCCACCGUAUCUUGUCGCCAAUUGCAAUUGGAAGUCAUAUGUCUGGUAGUGGUGCGGCAAAAGUCGUUGUUAUUCCUCUGCCAAGAAAGCUGUACGCUUAA
Phycomyces blakesleeanus NRRL 1555(-) is the source of this 2982-nucleotide messenger RNA. RefSeq lists its product as hypothetical. The transcript has 14 exons. NCBI's taxonomy places the organism in Eukaryota, Fungi, Mucoromycota, Mucoromycetes, Mucorales, Phycomycetaceae. Bases 1 to 2982 code for a protein of 993 amino acids. The record is from RefSeq and is a predicted model, not a curated record.